Messenger RNA from Durio zibethinus, 2599 nucleotides. RefSeq lists its product as uncharacterized. The record is from RefSeq and is a predicted model, not a curated record. Lineage: Eukaryota; Viridiplantae; Streptophyta; Magnoliopsida; Malvales; Malvaceae. Gene Ontology annotation, molecular function: protein heterodimerization activity.
UUUUCCCUAUUGGAUAGUGUCAUUCUGAAGACUUUCAAUGUACAACAGAAUCUGUACUUGUUCCAUCAAUAUUUACAUAUCUAAAGAAACAUGGAAUUCGAUCAAAUUCUUGAAAUUUCUUGCAAGUAAUCUAUGUUUAAUGUUCUACAAUCCUUCCAGAAUGUAGGUUGCUUGCCACCUUGACUCUUUCCUUUUAAAUAAAUUCCAAGAGUAAAGGUGGCUUUUCCCUUUCCCUGUGGUUUCUAAAAUACAAUUGUAAAGUUAAAAUCAUUAAGCCCAGAUGAUUGCUUGCUUAGUAUCACCAUGCCAAGGGGAGAUCAUUACAGUGCAUUCAUUACCCAGCGCUUAUGGCUGGAUAGAGGCAUAGAGCCUCUGUUUCCUAAGCAGACGAACGAACCUUACCUGGCGUGGCUUUUUCAAAACCCAUUUUUAUUAAUUUCUCUGAAUGAGGCCCAAUAAGCCCAAACUUGGCCUAACAUUAUCCUAAACUCCCAGCUCUCUUCCCUCCCCGCAAAAUUAUGGCUCUUCUCGGCGAUGACGGACGCGGCUACGACUUAGCUCGGCAACUAGAGUCAUGCGGCGUAUGGCGAGCCUGGCUUGGCGAUUCAACCUACGCCUCUUUCAAAGAUUUCCUCUCUUCUCCUUCGGAUUGGGAAUCGUUCAUGCGCGUUGACGACUCAAAGUCUAGGGCUCAGAUCCAACUACAGCUAAGAGCUCGCGCCCUCUUGUUCGAUAAAGCCACCGUCGCUCUUUUCCUCAGAUCCAACUCUACCAAAUCCUCUAAUUCUUCUUCUCCUUCAGUUGCCGUUUCAAAACUUAAUCCGAAUUAUUUACAGUUGCACGGUGAUGACGUAUACUUUACGUUGGAGGGUUCGUUACAGGAUGGUGGUGCUGCAUCUUAUACGGCACCGUCGAAGAGAUAUAGGAAUGAAGAGUUGCCAGAAAAUUGGUAUAAUCAAUUUAUUGAGAAGUAUAGACUUACCAGACCUUAUAAGUUGUCUCUUGGGGACCGAGAGUCUGACAAACGUACACCAGAGGAGAUGACUAAAUAUAUCAGAAUUCUUGAGAAGCAUAAGAGAAGAUGUUUGGCAUUUCCAGAAGAUCAGAUCAUGGGAUAUGGAAAUACUGGUCUAGAAUCAAAUUCUGUUUUAGAUGGCAAUAACUCAGCUGAUGAUGAAAUCCCCUUUUUCCCUGAAACAAUGUUUAUGAUGAACUGUGUACCUGAUAGUGCCCUUCCACUGACAACCAGAGUGUGGGAUAAGAAGACAAUAGAGUUAUAUGGAGUUCUUGAUACUCUACCGCAGGUUUCAUCCCGGAGUCCUGUUAUGAUUGAGAGGCUUGGUAUAAGGCCUGAGUACCUGAACAUGGAACAGGGUGGCAACGUUCAUCGCGGGAAGAAUAACAGGAAGCUCUUGGGUCAGGAACAAGCAUCACAGAUGUCUCGAAAGGUCAUAGCACGGUUACUGACUGGUGUUGGGUUUGAAGGUGCCACAGAAGCUCCAGUGGAAGUGUUCUCUCAGUUUCUCAGCUGUCACAUUUCUAAACUUGGUCGUAAUCUAAAAGUUCUUACUGAUAAUUACAGAAAACAGUGUUCAGCCAUUGAACUAAUUAGGAUGUUCCUUCAAACAUCAGGAUAUAGUAACUUCGGGACCCUAGCUGAACUUGUCAAGGAUAGUACCAGGAACUUAGUGCAACAAACUCAGCAACAAAUGCAUGGGAUCCAGUCACAAUUGCAGCCACAGCACCAAAAUGCUCUUCGAAUGGCCCAGCAACUACAGAUGACAAGACAAAUGCAUCCGCAGAUGCAGCAGAUGGUUCAUCCUCAAAAUUUAACUUUUCAGCAGCAGCAGCAGUUGGAAAGAAUGCGUAGGCACCAACAAUCUACCCCUCAUCAUGUUAUGGAAACGGAUAAAGACCGACCUAUGGUGCAAGUUAAGAUUGAAAACCCAUCAGAGUUGCCCAUGGAAAGCAAUGUCUUUACUCCCAUCAAUACCAGACAUCCACAAAUGCACUACCGUCAGCGGCAACUUGCUGCAAUGUCAAAUAUGCACGCUCAGGCUCAGUCCAGCAAUCAGUUCAGGCAGUUGAUGUCUCCACAAAUUCCUCAAAUGCAAACACAGAACAUGAGCGUUGUUAGAGCUCCACCGGUGAAGGUUGAAGGUUUUCAGGAAUUGAUGGGUGGGGAUACCACCUUGAAGCAUGAUUCUGAGGAAAAUAAACUGACCUCGCCCUCAAAUAAAUAGCUUUAAAGUACAUUCAUCGGUGAGCAUAUGCCUCUGCCUGCUUAUUUCGAUAUUACUGGUUUCAAUGAAAUUUUUGCUUCUUUUGUUGUUUGAAAAUCAGAUCUUAUAUUACAAUAUAAUCUUAUUUAUGCUUUGUGCAAUCAAUUGUAUAGUCUGCUGGCCCAAAAAAAAUCUUAUUUGAGGAUUAACAGUAAAUGCCUGCUGUAUAGCAUUCAAAGCGAAGCAAAAGCAGGACAAAAAUAUCAUUUAAAUGUGUAAUUUGGUACAAGGGAAGCUGCAGAUUGAAGAUAGCGAAAUAGAUUUCAGAUAGUGUAAAAUUUUGAUUGUAUAUUUUGUCUUUGAUAUUUUUGGAUUUA